This is a messenger RNA of Strongylocentrotus purpuratus (purple sea urchin), 2414 nucleotides long. RefSeq names its product hyalin-like. The transcript is spliced from 10 exons. The coding region runs from base 200 to 2230 and encodes 676 amino acids. NCBI's taxonomy places the organism in Eukaryota, Metazoa, Echinodermata, Echinoidea, Camarodonta, Strongylocentrotidae. The record is from RefSeq and is a predicted model, not a curated record.
UAUAGAUCUUCACACAUGCAGGCUGGUGCACUCGAUCCGCAAUAUUUGUAUUACAUAUCAUUCACAUUAUGAUACAUGCAAGGAGAUGCAUGUGCAGUAUGUCACGCUUAACCGUUGUGAAUACAUCGACAUAAUACAAUCUGGACAUAGAGGCCUAGUGUCUAAUUUGCAAAGUUUAUAACUUCCAGAGUUGCACAGAAUGGAUGGUAGCGGGAGAUGGUGUGGUAUGCCAGCUUGGUUGUUUACGGUGGCGCUCAUGGCAUUCACGGUUCAUAUCGCACAAGGAGAAGAUCCAGAUACCACUCCACCGAAUGUGACGUGUACUGACGUCACAACGAGGCCCUUUUUACCGAACAGUUUUCUUGGACUGAAUGCGGGUGUUGAAUACACGUACGAGGAUUCAAACCCUGAUCCCAGUGGGGUUACUUAUAACGUAACCAAAGGACCAAGCGGAGAUCUGUUCCCGCCCGGACCCGCCCCGGUGACGAUGUACGCGGUCGACAUAUUUGAUAACGAGGCGACAUGUCUUUUCUACGUGGAAAAUACGCUGACUGAGCUACCAGUGAAUUGCCCAGACCUGAACAGAACGGUCGCCACUGACAUGGGACUGCCCACAUAUUCUUACACCCCUUCCAUAGAGGCCAGUGACGUCACAAAGUCCACUUCCGGGUACAGAUACCACGGAGGUGCAGUUUCUGUGGAUCCUACAACGGCCAUUGGUAGCAAGCUAGAUGUCGGUACCCAUCUAGACACAGUCUUGAUUUCGGAUGAGGUGCUGAGUAAGACGUGCAUAGGGUAUAUUGUUGUACAGGACACCACUCCACCGAAUGUGACGUGUACUGACGUCACAACGAGGCCCUUUUUACCGAACAGUUUUCUUGGACUGGGUGUGGGUAUUUCGUACACGUACGAGGAUUCAAACCCUGAUCCCAGUGGGAUUACUUAUAACGUAACCAAAGGACCAGGCGGAGAUUUGUUCCCGCCCGGACGCACCCCAGUGACCAUGUACGCAGUCGACAUAUUUAAUAACAGGGCGACAUGUCUUUUCUACGUGGAAAAUACGCUGACUGAGCUACCAGUGAAUUGCCCAGACCUGAACAGAACGGUCGCCACUGACAUGGGACUGCCCACAUACUCUUACACCCCUUCCAUAGAGGCCAGUGACGUCACAAAGUCCACUUCCGGGUACAGAUACCACGGAGGUGCAGUUUCUGUGGAUCCUACAAUGGCCAUUGGUAGCAAGCUAGAUGUCGGUACCCAUCUAGACACAGUCUUGAUUUCGGAUGAGGUGCUGAGUAAGACGUGCAUAGGGUAUAUUGUUGUACAGGACACCACUCCACCGAAUGUGACGUGUACUGACGUCACAACGAGGCCCUUUUUACCGAACAGUUUUCUUGGACUGGGUGUGGGUAUUUCGUACACGUACGAGGAUUCAAACCCUGAUCCCAGUGGGAUUACUUAUAACGUAACCAAAGGACCAGGCGGAGAUUUGUUCCCGCCCGGACGCACCCCAGUGACCAUGUACGCAGUCGACAUAUUUAAUAACAGGGCGACAUGUCUUUUCUACGUGGAAAAUACGCUGACUGAGCUACCAGUGAAUUGCCCAGACCUGAACAGAACGGUCGCCACUGACAUGGGACUGCCCACAUAUUCUUACACCCUUUCCAUAGAGGCCAGUGACGUCACAAAGUCCACUUCCGGGUACAGAUACCACGGAGGUGCAGUUUCUGUGGAUCCUACAACGGCCAUUGGUAGCAAGCUAGAUGUCGGUACCCAUCUAGACACAGUCUUGAUUUCGGAUGAGGUGCUGAGUAAGACGUGCAUAGGGUAUAUUGUUGUACAGGAUAUAGAAAAACCCAGCGUGACCUGUCCGGCAGAUAUCACAGAGAGUUCGACCAAUGUCAUCCAAUAUUCUGCUAAUGUAUCUGACAAUGUCGGUGCUUCCGUAACCUAUUCCCCUGAGCCUGGUAGCAUAUUUAAUCCUGGUGUUACUACGGUGUCUGUUGUGGCACGUGAUCAGGCUGGGCUCAAUGAUACCUGCAGCUUCGUGGUCCAAGUCACCACCAAGUUAGCCGUCAGUGUGGUAGUCCCGUGCGCUGUUGUGCUGUUAGUCGUCUUUGUGAUCGGGUUUAGUGUUUACUACGUCAAGAAAAGUAAGGAAAGACGGAAGAUGAAAGUCAGUCGAACCGAUGGAAAACAGAGUUCUAGCACGAAGACUUCAGAUGUUUAGCAGCCAAUUUCCUCCGUACUUUAUGCAUCUCGGUCAAAGAGUGAAAGAAGACCCCGGCGAUCCCGAAUGCGACUGCCAAUAAAAGGGAUCCGGUAACUUUGUCUCCGAAUUUUUGAAAAAAAUCCUGGAUUUAGCUCAUGCUGCAAUGAUAAUUAUAAACAUUUAGGUCAGUCAGGAACCCCAU